This is a messenger RNA of Macadamia integrifolia, 1428 nucleotides long. Its product is annotated as putative disease resistance protein RGA3. The record is from RefSeq and is a predicted model, not a curated record. Bases 98 to 1396 code for a protein of 432 amino acids. Gene Ontology annotation, biological process: defense response to other organism. Lineage: Eukaryota; Viridiplantae; Streptophyta; Magnoliopsida; Proteales; Proteaceae. The transcript has a single exon. Gene Ontology annotation, molecular function: ADP binding.
CUUUUGAGUACCAUAAUUCCACAAUUCCAUCAUACUCGCAAGACAGAUUCAGAGUUUCCUUCCAAUUGACAGACCUAAACAACUUUGAUCAACAAAGAUGGUUGAUGCCCUUAUUCUUCGAGUUGUUCUUCAGAACAUCAACUCCUUACUUCAGGAGGAGUUUGCUUUGGUAUGGGGAGUCGAUCGAGAGAUGAGAAAGCUUUCUAACACCUUAGCUACAAUUCAAGAUGUAUUGGAGGAUCCUGAGGAGAAACAGUUGAAGGAUAAGACGAUCAAAAAUUGGUUAAAGAAACUCAAGGAAGCGGCUUAUGAUGCAGACGACAUCUUAGAUGAGUGUGCGGCCAAAGCACUUGAGGUGAAAGCCCAGUUGGGAAACUGCAACAACUCUACUAACAAGGUAAGUCAAUCUUUCUUAUCUUGGUUCAAUUUUAAACAACUUUUGUUUCGUCGCAACAUUGGACACAGAAUAAAAGAUAUUAGAGAGAGAUUUGAUGAUAUUGCUGAUGAGAGGUCCAAAUUUCAUCUGAACCCGCGGGGAAUUGUGGAAUGGGCUGUUAAUGAGAGCAGUACUGAACGAGAGACUAGCUCCAUUCUGCCUACUGAACACCAAGUUUAUGGAAGAGAAGGGGAUAGAGAAAAGAUAGUUAAAGUAUUGCUAGACAAUAAUAGCAACCCAAAUUUAUUGAUUUAUCCAAUAAUCGGAAUGGGUGGUCUUGGGAAGACCACACUUGCUCAACUAGUCUACAACGAUGAAAGAGUGAAAAAUCAUUUUGAGACCAGAAGUUGGGUUUGUGUAUCUGAUGAUUUUGAUAUAAAAAGCCUUACCAAAGCAAUCAUAGAAUCCAUGGGUGGAACUGCAAAUGAUCUCACUGAGUUGGAUCCAAUGCAAAGCCGCCUUCGUGAGAUGUUGAGUAGGAGGCGGAGAUUUUUGCUUGUACUUGAUGAUGUUUGGAAUGAAGAUCAGGACAAAUGGGACAGGGUGAAAUCUUCAUUAACAUGUGGAAAUGAAGGAUGUGCAUUUCUCGUAACCACUCGUGUGGAGAAAGUAGCAUCAAUCAUGGGCACAUUUCCUGCUCACCACUUGAAAGGACUCUCAGAGGACGAUUGUUGGGAUUUGUUCAAGCAACGUGCAUUUGGAGAUGCGAGAGAAGAGAUUGCAAACUUGGUAGUGAUUGGGAAGGAGAUUGUGAAGAAGUGUGGAGGUGUACCUCUGGCUGCAAAGGCUUUAGGAGGCUUAAUGCGCUUCAAACACACAGAGACUGAAUGGUUGUUUAUGAGAGACAGUGAAAUUUGGGAUCUACCAGAAGACGAAGAAAAUACGAUAUUGCCAGCAUUGAGACUCAGAGGCCGUUUGGUAGUGUUCAUAAAAAACGUUUCUAGCAUUUUUGAGUGUUAAUAGAACCAAAAAACGCAAAAAACCGUUUGGUU